UCAGGGAGGUUGAAUGAGAGCUGGAGGAGUUCCUGCAGGGAAGCGUUACUAUGGCCAGCGUUCUGCACUUCACUCUGCUUUUAUUUCUGAAUUGUGGCUCCUUUGUUUCAAACGUACUUGCCAUUAACACGACUACAGCGAGAACCACUGUGGUUUCAGUUGCAGUUUUCACAGCAACUGAGAGCCUCCUUUCUGCAGGGAGACCUAAUGCCACUGAGGUUCCCACCACAGGAUUCACAACCGGUUACAGUAAAUCAACAGCAAAAACCACCACAAGUGCUGAAGACACAACUAAAGCAGCAGAGAGAGCAUCGGCCAGACGAGGAGCCGAAGAAGAGGAAGGUCCUGUGGAAUUAGAAUGUCCUCCGCUGGGUCUGGAGUCUCUGAAGGUCAAAGACACUCAGCUGAGGGCUUCGUCCUUUAAACGCAGAGGCCUGGGUCCCCACCGGGGCCGACUCAACAUCCAGUCUGGGAUACAUGAUGGAGACAUCUACGACGGAGCCUGGUGCGCUCAGAUCAGAGACACGAAGCAGUGGCUGGAGGUCGACGCUCAGCGGCCGACUCGCUUCACCGGAGUCAUCCUGCAGGGACGCAACUCCAUCUGGAGUUGGGACGUGGUUCAUACCUACAAGGUGCAGUUCAGUAACGACACGCUGGUCUGGAAGCCGUGCAUGAACGGGACCGAAGAGGCUGUAUUUGAAGGAAACCAAGACGCAGAGACACCCGUCCUCGCCCUGUUCAACACCUCCACAGUGGCACGCUACAUCCGGAUCAACCCACAGACUUGGUAUCAGAACGGGACACAGGGGGACAUCUGCCUGAGAGCCGAAGUGUUGGGCUGCGCACUCCCAGAUCCUAAUAACAUCUAUGCAUGGCAGACGGAGCCCACGGAGUCCAGAGACAAACUGGACUUCAGACACCACAACUAUAAAGAGAUGAGAAAGCUGAUGAAGUCGGUGAAUGAUGCGUGUCCUGACAUCACCCGCAUCUACAGCAUUGGGAAGAGCUACACCGGCCUGAAGCUCUACGUCAUGGAGAUCUCCGACAACCCAGGAAAACACGAGCUGGGAGAACCAGAGUUCCGAUACGUUGCAGGGAUGCACGGGAACGAGGCGCUGGGUCGGGAGCUUCUGCUCAAUCUGAUGCAGUACAUGUGCCAAGAGUACAAACGGGGAGACCAGCGCAUCGUCCGCCUGGUCAAAGAGACCCGCAUCCACCUCCUGCCCUCCAUGAACCCUGAUGGAUACGAGAUGGCCUUUAAAAAGGGCUCAGAGCUGGCAGGCUGGGCGCUGGGCCGCUACAGCUACGAAGGCAUCGAUAUGAACCACAACUUCGCUGACCUCAACUCUGUGAUGUGGACCGCCAUUGAGCUGGAGACGGACCGGUCCAAACUGAUCAACCACUACUUCCCCAUCCCUGAGCAGUACACCUCUGAGGAAGCCUUUGUGGCGUCCGAGACACGAGCCGUCAUCAGCUGGAUGCAGAACAUCCCAUUUGUCCUCAGCGCUAACCUCCACGGCGGAGAGGUGGUGGUCACCUACCCGUACGACAUGACCCGGGACUGGGCCCCUCGCGAGCACACCCCCACUGCUGACGAGAGCUUCUUCCGCUGGUUGGCCACAGCGUACGCCAGCACCAAUCAGGUGAUGUCCAACCCGGACCGGCGGCCGUGCCACAACAAGGACUUCCUCAGAUAUAACAACAUCAUCAACGGAGCCGACUGGCACAACGUACCAGGAAGUAUGAAUGACUUCAGCUACCUGCAUACCAACUGUUUCGAGGUGACGGUGGAGUUGUCCUGUGAUAAAUUUCCUCACGCCAGCGAGCUUCCCAUCGAGUGGGAGAACAACAGAGAGUCUCUGCUGGUUUACAUGGAGCAGGUCCACCGUGGAAUUAAGGGUGUGGUUCGGGACAAAGACACAGAGGCUGGGAUUGCAGAUGCCAUCAUCAAAGUUGAUGACAUUGAUCAUCACAUCAGAUCAGCGGCUGAUGGUGACUACUGGCGGCUGCUGAACCCCGGUGAGUACCGGGUGACAGCCACUGCAGAGGGCUACUUACCCUCCUCCCGCACCUGCCAGGUCAUGUAUGACCACUACCCCACCAUCUGUGACUUCCGCCUUACCAAGAUGCCCAAACAGAGGCUAAAGGACAUUCUGGCUAAGGGGGGGAAACUUCCAAAGGACUUGCAGCUCAGGCUGCGGCAGCUACGCAUGCGGAAGCUGCGUGUCACCACCAAGGCCAUCAAUCAGCGGCGCGCUGCUGCUGCUGCCAAACGGGCAAAGAGGGUGUGACGGUGAAUAAAGAUGAGAACAAAGCAGGACUUGGUUCAGACAGCCACCUUCACUGGAUUCACGUCAGGUUUUCUUUUUUUUUUUUUUUAAAUGCUGUAAUUUAUCAAAGACAACAGCUGGGCACCACGCUUCUUCUUCUUCUUUUUUUGGUAAAGCAAUUUUUCUUAGUUAUUUUAUACCAGUACACAUGCACACCUGAGAAUGAACACUUUGAUCUUCUGCUGUGGAGCAGCAGAGCAUCUAAGGCAGGGGUGUCCAAUCCUGGUCCUCGAGAGCCACAAUCCUG
Molecule: messenger RNA, 2577 nt
Organism: Stegastes partitus (bicolor damselfish)
Lineage: Eukaryota; Metazoa; Chordata; Actinopteri; Pomacentridae
Product: probable carboxypeptidase X1
Exons: 14
Coding region: 51-2291 (746 amino acids)
Biological process (GO): proteolysis
Molecular function (GO): metallocarboxypeptidase activity; zinc ion binding
Source: RefSeq, a predicted model, not a curated record